AGCGAAUACCUACCAGCUUCGGAGGGCUUCUUGUUCUCAAGGUUGCAAUGAGCAAAAGAAAUCAUGAAGAUCAUGAAAAGCACGGUUCCUCACGCAAACAUCGACGGGAUAGCCGCUCACGUUCACAUGAUAAAGACAAAGAACUGCGCAUUCAAAUGAAGCCUUUGAUGCUUUCUUCAGAUAAUGAAUUAACUCGACAAAAUGAGAUUAGCUACAUCGAAGGUUCAAGUUUCACACAGAAAAGUUUCUCUUCUUCGCGUAAACAAGACACACUACUGAAUCCGGAUUCACAUUCACGGUCGACAGGUGUCAAUUCAGGUCAAUACUCCUCAAUGAUUUUGGAAAGAGCACACGAAGCGGCUAUAUUUGGUCAUUCUUCAGUUCCUUUACCUUCCAUUCUUGGUACAGAUCCAGCUGAGGGCAAAGAUAAACUAGUUUCUUCUGUGGAUACAGUGAAGCAACUACUUCAUCAUUCGCUGGAUAAAUCCGAUCCUUCCACAUGGGAUGCUUGGUUGUUGAAACUUGCUGAAUUUAAGGCACGUCGUGCAAAUAAGAUUUCAUCUACCAUAAACACAAAUCAGAAAAAGAGAAUUAAUGGAAUUGGAUAAUAAAGUAUACUUUUCUUAUAACUUACUAAUGGUUAGAUCUAUUUAAAUCAUUAUAGUUUUUAUUUCCUGCGAAUACAACAUGUACUUUUUUAACGUAUUCUUUUUAUGAAAUAUUACUACGAAUAAAUAAAUGUAAAUCAA
Molecule: messenger RNA, 749 nt
Organism: Schistosoma guineensis
Lineage: Eukaryota; Metazoa; Platyhelminthes; Trematoda; Strigeidida; Schistosomatidae
Source: the annotation of a GenBank genome assembly